Messenger RNA from Polistes canadensis, 2423 nucleotides. It is a transcript of the gene CIAPIN1, whose product is annotated as anamorsin homolog. The transcript has 5 exons. Gene Ontology annotation, biological process: iron-sulfur cluster assembly. Gene Ontology annotation, molecular function: iron-sulfur cluster binding. Gene Ontology annotation, cellular component: cytoplasm. Lineage: Eukaryota; Metazoa; Arthropoda; Insecta; Hymenoptera; Vespidae. The record is from RefSeq and is a predicted model, not a curated record. Bases 150 to 1031 code for a protein of 293 amino acids.
GUUUCUACAAUAAUUUACAUCAUAUUACGCAUUAUCUAGUUGUCUUCGGAUCGUUUAAACUGUGCUGUAUUUCUAUACGGUUUUGUUACAUUAAUAUUUAUUAAUUCAUAUUUUCUAUUAUAUAAAAGGAUAAUUUAUUUUCACCUAAAAUGACUACCAUUGUUAAAAGUGAGGAUCAAGUUCUUAUAGUGUUAGGCGAUGAGGUUACUUUUGAUGAAAUAUCGAAUUUUGAUAGCAAGAUCAAAACCCUUGUUUGCAAGAUCGAUCAAAUUUCAGUCAUCACUUUAAGUGAAAUAAAAAAAGCCAACUAUAGCAGAUCUUCCAUCGAUGUGAUUAUAUUGGUCCUCAAAAAGCCGUUUUUAUAUGAUAACGAAAUUUUCGGUGUAGAAUUGUUAAAAUUAUUGAAAGUUAAUGGAAAAUUAGUAAUCUACGAGCCGCUUUUGCUAGAAAGUACAUCAGAAUGUGAUACAGCUUUUAAGGAUAGAUUAUUGAAAUUGAAGCUCUCCGGUUUUAUAAUAAAAGAUACAAAGCCUAAAAAAUUAGAUUUAGAAACAGCUGAGCUUCUGCCUAAUUUAUAUGAAGAUAUUAAUAAUGUCUAUGAGAUAAUCGCACAGAAAUCAUCUUUCGAGAUUGGAUCUAGCAUACCUUUAAAUUUCAAAACGAAACAAACGAAUAUAUGGAAAUUAAACAAUAUCGAAGAUAACUUAGAAGAAGAUGAUUUAUUAGAUGAGAAUGACUUGAUAGACGAGGAUGAACUUUUAGAUGAAGAUGAUAUCAUCAAACCAGAUAUUACCAGUUUAAAAGUGUGCGGUACAACAGGUAAACGAAAAGCAUGCAAAGAUUGUUCUUGUGGAUUAGCGGAAGAGUUAAACGGUAAAGCGGAAGAUCAAGGAAUUCAGAAAUCAUCAUGUGGAAAUUGUUAUUUAGGUGAUGCUUUUCGUUGCGCGAGCUGUCCUUACCUUGGUAUGCCAGCUUUUAAACCUGGGGAAAAAGUAGUUUUACUUGAAAAUCAACUAGUUGUUGAUACAUAAAUAGAAUUUAUUAACACUGUACUGUUUAUAGUGACGCUACGUUGGUGUCACGUGAAAACUAUCGGGAAAACUACAAUAAAUAGAUGAAAGAAUCUUGAUCAUACUCGCGGAUGACAAAGUAUUAAUAAUCUUUUUAUAAUGACUAUAAUAAAUGAAUAAUUUAUUUAUUCAUUAAAUAUUUCAAAUAUUAUUAGCGUGGUGGUUAUGGUAGCUACAGUAUACUUAAAUAUUAAUUUACAUUUAACCCCUUGCUUUAUAAUUUAAGUUUCGAUGGUAAAUGCCAUAAUUAACAGCAAGGUUGGUUACAUGUAGAGCAAUUUGAAGAUUCGGUUAAGCAUUUAAAGUUGUGAAGAAUGCACACGUCUUAUGGCAAAACUAUGAGUCUGACUAGUGUUGUUUACAUUUGACUCGAUUUUCUUACCAUAGGUCUCACAUAAUACUGUAGACAAACGGGUUAAAUACAAAUAAAUACAUAUGUUAAAUAAAUUAUAUCAAUUAAUAUAAAUACAAUGAAAAAAUUAUCUUUUAUGAAAAAGAGAAAUAUAAAAAUAAAUGACUCUUUAAGAGAUAGCAUAUUUUAUUUCACUUCUUCUGUAUACAAUAGUAAUUUACAUAAUAACCAUUAUACAAGUACUUUGAAUAUGCAAAAUGUUUAAUGUAUAAGGCAUAUCAUUUUGUUCAUUUAGAUAAACAGCCAUUUUUAUCACUCAAUAUAUUUCCUUUUCGUAUAAUAACUUAUGUUGAUAAGAACUUAUUAAAUAACGCUUAAAAUAUAUUUUUAAGUAUUUCACGAUUCAACAUAAGUUUUAUUUUCAAAUGCGAUGAAACAGAACGAAAAUAAAUUGUUCACCGCUUUUUUUUUUAUUCAUUUUAAUUAGUUAUCCUAUCUACAGACGAUAUUGAAUAUAAUACAUAAACAAAUUGCAUAUAAUGUACUGACAUGGUCUUUUAUUUUUUUGUAAUUUAAGGAACACAUCCCUUUCACCAUAAAUCCACUAUCCUGUCGCUGAGGAUGAGUGUGCGGGAGAGGGAUAUUUUCCGCAUACAAUACACAAUUGCACCUUACAUUUGUCUAUAAAUGAUUGUUAUUUUUUUUUUUUGUAUAAUAUAAUGCACAUUGUUGUAGCAUAAAAUUACACUAUAAGCAUAAGAGCAAAGAUCAUAGUAGGGUUUAAUAAGUAUAGUAUCUCUAUCGUAUACAGGAACAGAAAUAAAAUCGUCAUGUAUUUUUUCAUUUGUUUGUUUGUUUUGCUUCAUGACGACAGGAACAUUAUUCCGUUUUAUAGAGGACAACGUAAACGCUAUUAAAUCAUAAUUAUGUAUAUUAAAUUAUUCAUUGGUUUGCAGAUAAUAAAAAAUGAAACAUUGUCAAUAAAACGAACGAAACCAAAA